AUGAAGACGGAGCCAUCGGCGCCGCGUGUGCUCGAGCUGCUGGCGCCACGCUUCGCCGACUUGAGCGGCGUAUCCGGCAGCCUCCCCGUGUCACUUGAUCUGUCCGCUUCCUUGGACGUGCAAUUGGUCUUCUGGGAGCGAGAAGGGGUCACCAAAGAGCUCGAGUGCGUCAACGUGGACGAAGGCUGUCCGCGCUGCAAAUUUGAAGCUUUCUUGCGUGGUCUAGUGAUCCUUAAGCGGCGUGGCGUCCUACAUAUCAAUGGAGCUUUGACUUUGUCAAACGCAGCAAGUGCCACGUCAUGGGGUGCAAGCUGCAUCGCUGGCAGACACCUCGGACCCAAGUGA
Molecule: messenger RNA, 345 nt
Organism: Phytophthora infestans T30-4
Lineage: Eukaryota; Oomycota; Peronosporomycetes; Peronosporales; Peronosporaceae
Exons: 3
Coding region: 1-345 (114 amino acids)
Source: RefSeq, a predicted model, not a curated record